AUGCCACAGGAGGCUCUGGAGAUGCGCCGGCCCGAGUUUAUCUGGCGGUCCAAGCAGAGGAUGAGGAGCCUGGCUCUGCAGAUGGAGGAGAGGAGGCUGCAGGCCGCCUUCAGCCGGGAGGGAGACGCUCCGUGGCACCAGGCGGGGGGGCGGCCGAGGCCUGCAGGCAUCCCGCUGCAGAGAGCAGGGGUGCCGAGGAGGGCUGUUCCCAGGAAGGAGAUGAUCCAGAGGUCCAAACAAAUAUACGAGAGUCUACCAGAGGUGCAAAGAAAGAAAGAACAGGAGAGAAGGAAAGCCGAGUAUCGGUCCUACAGACUGAAUGCCCAGCUCUACAACCAGAGGGUCAGAAACCGGGUUCUGGGCAGAAGAUCAGCCUGGGAGUGA
Messenger RNA from Menidia menidia (Atlantic silverside), 384 nucleotides. The record is from the annotation of a GenBank genome assembly. NCBI's taxonomy places the organism in Eukaryota, Metazoa, Chordata, Actinopteri, Atheriniformes, Atherinopsidae.